Lathyrus sativus (Indian pea) is the source of this 1089-nucleotide messenger RNA. NCBI's taxonomy places the organism in Eukaryota, Viridiplantae, Streptophyta, Magnoliopsida, Fabales, Fabaceae. The record is from the annotation of a GenBank genome assembly.
AUGGUCGUUGAAGCCCCAUCUUCAUCUAGCCAUGCUAGUGGAGACACCGUUGGAACUAGAAUCCCAAUAGUUCCCGAAGGUGAUGGAUUUGAUCAUCAUAAAUUGGUAGUUUCAGAAAUUGCUCACAUCAUACGUACUCAUUUGAAUGAGGGAAAACCGUCAUGGAAGAAAUUAUCAAAAGAGCAGCGAGAUUCUUUCUUUGAUCUAUUUAAGCAAAAGUUUACAUGGCCACCCGAGCACAAGGUUACAGUGCGUCGCAACUUUGAAAAAAGAAGUGCAGCUAAGAUGUCUCAAUUAAUGCAAGAUGUUCAGAGAGAUUUAGAGUAUAGGCCGGAAUGGAUGGGAGAGGAGGUGUGGAAGAAACUAACGGUACAUUGGAAUUCCUCCAAGUUCAAAAAAGUAUCUGCAACAAAUAAAAGAAAUCGUUGUUCUAUGGAUGGUGCAUCUCUUCACACUGGAGGAUCUAUUCCUCAUCGUUUGCAUUGGAAAAGAAUGAAAAAGGAAAAGGGUGUCGAUCCAUCAUUGACUGAAUUUUAUUUUCGCACUCAUCGAAAAAAGGAUCAAAGUUGGGUGGGUGUUCACGCUGAAUCUGCAUAUGAGGAAUUUGAAAGGAAAAAGUUGAUGAUUUCUUCUGAAAAUUCAACUGUUCCAGGAGAGGAUGAAGUUGAUAGUCAACCUACUGUUGAAAUGCCGUCUGAUUUGGAUAUAUGGGUGGAGUCAUUUGGAAAGAAGAAAGGGAGGGUAUUCGGUCUUGGAACCAUUGCCAAGACUCUUGUUCCAUCAUCAACUCAACCAAGUCUUUCGAGUAACUCUCAAGAGGUUGAUGAUUUGAGAAGUCAAGUCCAUGCUCUUAAUGCAUCAUUACAAAGACAAGAACAAGAGAAGUUGGAGAUGAAGCAACAAUUGCAACGACAAGAAAAAGAGAUGAUUGAAACGAACAAUAAACUUUCAUUGUUAAUGAAUCAUUUAGGAUUUGCUGCAUCUUCUUCUCAUCCACCUCAAGCCAAUAAUGAAAUUGAUAAUCAAAGUGAAGAUGAUGUUGAUGAAUCAGAUGAAGACAUUAGUGAACAUAUUAGUAGUGAAUUUUGA